AAAUCCUGUCUCCACAUUGAUGGGGAACCAGGUGGAGAAACUAACGCAUCUAAAUUACGCAGAGGUGCCCACGUCGGACCCCAACGGGUUCGACCCCGAUGGAGGCGACGGGACGCGCAUCGGCGUGUCCUACAUCUUCUCCAGCAACGACGACGACGACCAGGACGACAACCACAACCUGGACCCCUUCCCGUCCUCGGAGGACAAGCCGGCGACGACGCACGAAGACAAUAAGCCGUUCGACCCCCGGGACGAGCUGUCCUGCGCCGUGUUCUACCGGGAGGAGUGCGUGUACGAGCGCGGCUCCGGCUGCGCGGCCGCUCCGGCGGCUCUGUCCGCAGAAACUCUGCUGAACAGGUGCGGCCCGGGGGACCUGCUGGAGUUCGUGGCCGCAGGACAGUACCCGCACUGGGCCGUGUACGUCGGGGACUUCCAGGUGGUGCACCUGCACCGGGGCGAGGUCAAGAACAACUUCGUGACCGACGUGAGUCGGGGCAAGACGGGCCGCGUGGUGAACGCGCUGUACCGGUUCCGCGCGCUGCCGCCGGACGUGGUGGUGCGUAACGCCCUGGAUCAGGUGGGCGCGCGGGACAGGGAGCUCUGCUGGAGGAACUCCGAGUGCUUCGCCGCAUGGUGCCGCUUCGGCAAGAGGGAGUUCAAAAUCGGAGGGGAGAUACGGAUCGGGAAGCAACCGUACAGGUUGAAACUGAUCUUUUCGGAAAAGAAGAGCCACGUCCUGGAGUUUCAGAGCCUGGAGGACGUGAUCAUGGAGAAGAGGAGGAACGACCAGAUCGGGAAAGUUGCCGUGACGCAGGAGCUGGCCAACCAUUUGAACUCCACGCACGAAAUUAAGGAGGAUUUUUUCGUGAAUUGAUGAUGGUGGGGGAUUUUCUUGAGGUUGAAGUUCGGGGGGAUGUUGGAUGGAAACGCACAGUUUUCUGCUCGAAAGGAUCCAUGCAUGUUUAGAAGAGACAGCUGCCACCUCUAAUAAGCCAGUUAAGAGCUUUUGUCCCUGAGCAUGUGUGGAUGUUCCCCUCUGCCAACAAAUGUGCAUUUUUCACAGGGUGUUUAAAGUUUAUCCUUUAAAAAAGGAGAAGAGGGCCUCUGGUAUCUGAGGUAACAUGUGCUCCAUUCUCAAGUGCAUUGGCAAAGAACACCGCACGGGUUGAGCCAAAACUUCUGCACACUAAUUUGAAUUGAUGAAACAUUUCCCUCCUCUCUUUUAUAAGACAAAGACAAUUUAUGUUUUCAGUCCAGAAAGUGACUUACUGUGGUGAUUAUGUGUGCAUCAGGCCUGCAGCUGCAGUCUAAUCAUGUAGGGAAGAAGUGGAAAUGUUAUUGCUUAUAAUUAUUUUUCUAAUCCAAUGAAUCUUUGCACAAGUUGAGAGAAAAAACCUUCCUCGUACUUUUACCCGACAAGACUUCUGAAAGUGCUUUCCCCAGUAAAACUCAGGUGUUGGAGACUAUUAGAGAGUGGAAGAGAGACAACCUGUAGCUUUGAUUAUUGUUGUCUCCGAUCUGUUGCUUUAUAUCCAGUCAUCUCACAGCUUUACCUGUGGACUCUGUUCAUAGCCAUGUCUGUGCACCUUUAAUAAUUCACCAGUCUCAACCGUUUAUAUGAAAAGAAGAUGUUUGUAUGAAGACUUAUGGAAAUAAAUCUAUAUAUUUGAAGAGUAAAGCUCUUUUUUUCAAUGA
Cololabis saira (Pacific saury) is the source of this 1695-nucleotide messenger RNA. RefSeq names its product LRAT domain containing 2b (gene lratd2b). Lineage: Eukaryota; Metazoa; Chordata; Actinopteri; Beloniformes; Belonidae. Bases 20 to 874 code for a protein of 284 amino acids. The record is from RefSeq and is a predicted model, not a curated record. The transcript has a single exon.